CACAGCGCUGCGAUCGGUGGUGCGCUGUGUCCCUUAGACACGUGAUCAGAUGGGACAUGUACAGUGUGCCCUGAUGAUCAGUGUAACCCCAGCAUUACCACCUGUCAGUGCUCAUCAGUGCCAGCUGUCAGCGCUCAUCAAUGCCACCUGCCAGUGCCCAUCAAUGCCACAUAUCAGUGCCCAUCUGAGCUGCCUUUCAGUGCCGCCAAUCAGUGGCCUAGCAGUGCCAGUCAGUGCCGCCUAUCAGUGCCAUAUGAGUGCCGCCUUUCAGUGCCCAUCAGUGAUGCCUGUCAAUGCCCAUCACUGCCACCUACCAGUGCCUCCUCAUCAG
Messenger RNA from Staurois parvus, 331 nucleotides. The record is from the annotation of a GenBank genome assembly. NCBI's taxonomy places the organism in Eukaryota, Metazoa, Chordata, Amphibia, Anura, Ranidae.